This is a messenger RNA of Cervus elaphus (red deer), 2966 nucleotides long. It is a transcript of the gene ZNF326, whose product is annotated as zinc finger protein 326. Gene Ontology annotation, biological process: regulation of DNA-templated transcription elongation. Gene Ontology annotation, molecular function: DNA binding. Gene Ontology annotation, cellular component: DBIRD complex; nucleus. The record is from RefSeq and is a predicted model, not a curated record. The transcript has 12 exons. The coding region runs from base 389 to 2128 and encodes 579 amino acids. NCBI's taxonomy places the organism in Eukaryota, Metazoa, Chordata, Mammalia, Artiodactyla, Cervidae.
CAAACAUGGCGGGCUUCAGCCCGACCUUCCAGAAAACCCGGCUUUCUUCCCCUUGAGCCCGGCCAGUCUUUGGGGUCCUUUCUAACCUUCCUUACCCCUCGGCGACUCCGAGAGGGUCAGCACCUGGAAGCGUGACAGCGGACCUGCUUCCCGCCCCCAUUCGAGGGCCCGCCCACCAGCCCGCGCCAGCCAGUCGCGGGCCGCGCUGCGGCGGCUGGCAGCGCCGGCCGGGCCCGCCCCCCAGCCUCGCUGUGGCCUGCGGCUCCCGGGCCGGUAGCGCCGCUCUUGGUCGCGCUGACUCGUAGUGUGGAACCGCGGGUCACGGGUGCUCUUCUCCGGCCACAGAUUAGCCAAGCGCCGCCGAGGCCGUCGGCCCCGAGCCUCCGCCAUGGACUUCGAGGACGAUUAUACACACUCUGCUUGCAGAAAUACUUAUCAGAGCUUUAAUGGAAUGGAUCGUGAUUAUGGCCCUGGAUCUUACGGAGGGAUGGAUCGUGACUAUGGCCAUGGAUCCUAUGGGGGUCAAAGAUCCAUGGACUCCUACCUAAACCAGUCAUAUGGCAUGGACAAUCACAGUGGUGGUGGUGGGGGUAGCAGGUUUGGACCUUAUGAGUCUUACGACUCCAGGUCUUCUCUGGGUGGGCGAGAUCUGUACAGAUCUGGCUAUGGUUUUAAUGAACCCGAACAAAGCCGCUUCGGAGGUAGUUAUGGUGGUCGAUUUGAGAGCUCCUACCGGAAUAGCCUUGACUCUUUCGGAGGUAGAAACCAGGGCGGGUCUAGCUGGGAAGCACCUUACUCCCGUUCAAAAUUGAGGCCUGGGUUUAUGGAGGACAGAGGAAGAGAGAAUUACUCUUCCUACAGCAGUUUUUCUUCACCCCAUAUGAAGCCUGCACCUGUAGGCUCUCGGGGGAGAGGAACGCCUGCUUAUCCUGAAAGUACGUUUGGAAGCAGAAACUAUGAUGCUUUUGGAGGACCAUCAACAGGCAGAGGCCGAGGCCGAGGACAUAUGAGUGAUUUUGGAAGCAUUCAUAGACCUGGAAUUGUUGUUGACUAUCAAAACAAACCCACCAAUGUGACAGUUGCUGCUGCAAGAGGAAUAAAGAGAAAAAUGAUGCAACCAUUUAAUAAGCCUGGUGGAACCUUUAUCAAGAAACCCAAGCUAGCAAAACCUGUGGAGAAGAUGAGCCUCAGCAAAUCACCCACAAAAACUGAUCCUAAAAAUGAAGAAGAAGAAAAGCGGCGAAUUGAAGCUCGGCGAGAGAAACAAAGACGCAGAAGAGAAAAAAACAGUGAGAAGUACGGAGAUGGAUACAGAAUGGCAUUCACAUGUUCAUUUUGUAAAUUUCGAACAUUUGAAGAAAAAGAUAUUGAACUUCAUCUGGAAAGUCCUUCACACCAGGAAACAUUAGAUCAUAUUCAAAAACAAACCAAAUUUGAUAAAGUAGUUAUGGAGUUUUUGCAUGAAUGUAUGGUAAAUAAAUUUAAGAAAACAUCUAUUCGUAAGCAACAGACAAAUAAUCAAACAGAGGCGGUCAAAAUAGUAGAAAAGGAUGUUAUGGAAGGUGUUACUGCAGAUGAUCACAUGAUGAAAGUAGAGACUGUUCACUGCAGUGCUUGCAGUGUGUAUAUCCCUGCUUUACAUAGUUCAGUUCAGCAGCACUUAAAAUCUCCUGAUCAUAUCAAAGGAAAGCAGGCUUAUAAGGAACAAAUAAAAAGAGAGAGUGUCUUGACUGCUACAAGCAUUUUAAAUAAUCCAAUAGUGAAAGCACGAUACGAACGUUUUAUUAAGGGUGAGAAUCCCUUUGAAAUUCAAGAUCAUUCUCAAGAUCAACAAAUAGAAGGAGAUGAGGAGGAAGAGGAAAAGAUUGACGAACCUGUGGAAGAAGAGGAGGAAGAGGAGGAAGAAGAGGAGGAAGUGGGGGAGGUGGAGGAAGUGGAGGAAGUGGGGGAAGGUGGAGGCGUAGAGGGAGUGGGGGACACCGAGGAAGGAGGGGACAUAGAAGGAGAGGGGUGUGUGGGGGCCGAGGGGGAAGGAGAGGGAGAGGGGGAGGGAGUAGGGGAAGGAGAGGGAGAAGAAGCAAAGGAAGAGCCUGUCAGCUUUUCUGUUGACCAAGCAGAAGAAAAUUAAAUAUAAGGUAUUAGUUUUAAAAGAAGCUUUAAAUUUUUGUCCCAAUGUGGAAAAGGGUAAGAAUUUCAGUAGUUUAAAAUACGAGAGUUAACACCCAUGUUGCAUGCAUUCCACGCGUUAACAAUUUGUUUUAUAUAAUUUCUAAAUGUUUGGCAUUUGUUUACUAAAAUGAAGGUAAGACUAUUUUAGUUUAGUUUUUAUAGCUAUCUAACUUAGUUUCGAGAAAUUGUUUGUAUAAUUUUUAAGCUUAAUUUUUAUUCCUUUAUUGGUGUUGAGGAUAACAGAUGUGUAUUGUUAGUAUGUCUGUUCUAAUCAUUUGAACUUAAAUGCUGCUCUUGGGAGUAUAUAUUCAAGUGUGCAUUAAUGUUUUGAAUACUUACCCUAGAAGAGAUAAGUUGGGCAAGUAUUUUGUGCUCUGUGUAUUUUUUUACCGCAUUGGACACUGAAUAUAGUAAUUUGCGUUAAGAUACGCUUAAAGGCUUUUUGUGACCAUGUUUCCCUUUGUAGCAAUAAAAUGUUUUUUACAAAAUUUCUCUCCCUGGACUAGCAAUUUAAAAUGAAACAGAAUUAAUUGAUCAAAUGACUAUAUAAAAUUGGAAUUUGCCUUAAUAUAUGAGUUCAUCUUGGUAUAUGAGUGUUUUAAGAUAAUUAAAUUGACUUGAAUUAAAGAAAAAAAUUAUUUCACAUUUUUUAAAGUAUGAUUAAAAUAUUUUUAAACAUAUUUCAAAUAGAGAUCAGCCUGUAACUGACCUGUUUAUACUUGUUUUAAUUCACUCAUUUUCUCUGUACCUGUGUCAGAUCUUGAAAUCUUCUUGGAAAUACAUUUGAAUACAAAUAA